AUGUUUCUGGCUGGGGAGGUCCGGGAGGGCCUGGUGUGCGCGGUGAUGUACAUGGUCCAGAGGCGCUACAGCCGCGUGGCCCUGCUCUUCAACCAGCUCAUGUUGCUCCCCGACUGGGUCCUGGCCGACGCGGACACGCUGGAACAGUUCACCGCCGACGUCGAGGAGGCGGCCGACAAGACGCUGGUCUUCCCCGCCAACGGCAGCGGUCAAGUUUUUUCGGCAGACGAGGUCCCCACCCUCAAGUUUGCCGCCCUGCUCGAGCAGCUGGCCCUGUUGGCUCCGAGGUACGAGUUCCAGCUGCCCCCGUACUUCCUGAACAACGCGCGGGCGCUGGGCUGCCUCGAGGGAAUGGCUCGGGCUGCGGACCCGGGCUUCAACAUACUGGGCCAGAUGUACCCCUGGGCGCUGCGGCGCCUGUCUGCGCGCGCGGCGCUCGACCUCCUGGGCUCCGCGGCGGCGCUGCGGGGGCUGUCGCGCCGGGCGGCCGCCCUGGACGUGCUCAGGUUCCCCGAGGGGCGCGCGCUUGCGGCAGGGGUCGCGCGGGACGAGGUCUGUCGCCUGCUGAGGCACUUUGCCGCAGCGGCGGGCCUCAUGUUCAAGGCCAGGGCCCCGCCGAAGAACAGGAGAAAGAACGACGGCGGCGACGGCGUGGUGGAUCUCGCCGAGGAGGACGACCUCGACGUCACAAAGGGCAAGCUUCGGGAGGUGCGCGAGCUGCAGCACGAGCACUGGUGGAAGCCGAAGGGCGUCGACGCCAACGCCCAGGUGAAGCAGCGCGCCGAAGAGAAGGAGGACGAGGAGGAGGAGGACCACUGGGGCCUCGACACCGGCUUCGCCGGCUCCACCGUCCAGAAAGGUGGUCCCGACAAGCACAUGGAGGACUUCAUCAACGAGCGGCUGAAUCUGAAGAAGCAGGAGGAGGUCAAGGCCAAGGAGAAGACCCGCGAGGAGAAGCUCUUCGAGAUCCCCGAGUCGCUGCAGGUGGAGGACGCCCAGGCCGAGGCGAAGGAGAAGAUGAGCUGGAUGGCCGGCCUGGCCGAGGUGCCCCUGGGCGUCGAGUACAAGAUCGCCAACAUCGAGGCCACCGAGAAGGCCAAGCGCGAGUUCCUCUACGGCGAGGGCGCCGGCGCCAGCAAGGGGGCCGCGGCUGUGAUGGAGCCAGACGCGGUGACGCGGAAGGCCUUCGGCUCCCGGUUUAUGCACUUCGCGGACAGGACCGGCGUUGUCUUCUGCGCCCAGCUCGGGAGGGCAGGAGGGCAUCAAUGA
Molecule: messenger RNA, 1269 nt
Organism: Prorocentrum cordatum
Lineage: Eukaryota; Dinophyceae; Prorocentrales; Prorocentraceae
Source: the annotation of a GenBank genome assembly